Lytechinus pictus (painted urchin) is the source of this 7561-nucleotide messenger RNA. RefSeq lists its product as uncharacterized. Gene Ontology annotation, cellular component: plasma membrane. Gene Ontology annotation, molecular function: signaling receptor activity. Bases 297 to 6185 code for a protein of 1962 amino acids. The record is from RefSeq and is a predicted model, not a curated record. NCBI's taxonomy places the organism in Eukaryota, Metazoa, Echinodermata, Echinoidea, Temnopleuroida, Toxopneustidae. The transcript is spliced from 30 exons.
ACAAGAUAGAAUGGUACGCCCUGAGACACCAUCUUCGAUCACAUUGUAAUGUAUUAUACCGUCCUCGAUCCUUCCAAAGACACCUAUACCGGUAAUAACGCUACACGUCCAAUCCGCCAUUGCGCAUAGUCAGUCAUAUCUGUUGCAACAAGGCUUUGCUUAUUCUGUCUUAAAACGGAAAAAAUCCAAUUGAAUGGAAUAACAACUAAAAACGAAGAAUCUGGAUUCCGUUUGGAUAUAUUUCUGGAUAAUGUAAGAUGUGAGGCAUUUGUUAUGCGACGGCUUAUCUUCUGACGAUGGCUUUAGACUUACUUUGGGAUCUGCUCUCCUUGAAUAAGAGGACACAGAAACAUUUUAUUCUAGGCGCCAUCUUGCUUUCUUUUGUCAUUUUCGUCACAAAUGGUGAAAAUUUGUAUAAUUUUCCAACCGUUUGCGAAAGAUUUCCUGAUAUUCAUUGUCCAAACGGAGAGUGUACGAGAUACGAACAAAUAAAAUGUGAAAAUGGCAAAUGUAACAACUCAACUGGUUUGUGUGAAUGCGAGCCGUGCUGGGCAGGCAAAAGCUGUGAUAUACUUGAAAACAAUUAUCUUCCUUCUUUUGAUGAAUCAUCGUUGAGCGUAGUGGUGAAUAACUAUAAUGUAGAUGACGUCAUUACAUAUGUCGCCGCCACGGACAAAGAUGGUGAAAAAUGCAAAGCGAGCGACGCGGAUUGUCCAUGCGCGCGAAUUAUUUACGCCCUUGAGAGCGGGAAUGAAGACUCUCUUUUUCAUAUUCAUCCAAAGACUGGUGCCAUCCAGCUCUCGGGAAAAGGGAUUAGAAACAAGAGUGAAUUCCCGCCACCGGGAACGCACCUGAUAUUGGUGAUAUCUGCACGGAAUCCAGUACAUCGAUCGCGGAGAAGAAGAAGAAGAGAAAAUGACAAUAUCAGUGAUGGCGAUGAUGAUAAAGUUGUUGAUACGAUGAUUGUGAUGGUUGAAUUCGACGAUGAACCGGUCGCUGAGGUCAAUAAAUACAGAAAGAUUGAAAACCAUGUGAUCGAUGAAGUUGGCUUUCGUUACAGGAGAUCCUUAAGUGAUGACUCACAGGUUGUACACUCACGACGAAGAAGAUCGAAUUCAGGAGCACCAAGCGAAGCUACAUUUUUCUUGGAGAAAAUCGGUGACGCCAUCGACAUGACUGAAGUAAACAUAGGCGAGAACGUUGAACUCCGACUUACGUUGUGGUUACCAACCGGUACCACGACUGAUGUCGACGUCGAGUUCCUUUCUGAAAACGAAAAUGGUGCCGUAUUCAUUCUAUUUGAUCCAAGCAUCACGACAGUAGGUGGAAACUUUCCAAGCUUCGAUACCAAUAAUAUAGUGACUUCAUACUCCGCCUCAGCGGGUGAUGGAAGGCAUGAUCGGGUAUUGAUGAAUCUGGGUGAUAUCACGAAUAAUGGUGACGAUACGGCUGACGACGAACCUAACCAGAUCGAACUCCAGUUCAAGGCUAUUCUUACCGUCAACGAAGCUACUCAGUACGAUGUCGCAUAUGACCUGUCAGCUGCUGUGACCUAUGGAUCGAGUGACGACAUUUGGGCUGGGACCACAUCAUUUACCCCCGUUGAUGACCGUGAUGACUGGGCAAUAGCAUCACCCCUCGUCUCCAUAUCAGGACCAGAUGGUCAAAAUAUGAGUGUUGAGUCAUCAGCAAUAUUCUCUAUCGACAUCGUUCUUCGUAAUUACGCCUCUGAAAACGUCGUCGUUGACCUGAUCGCAGACAACUUCACCGCUGAUCCUGUCAUGACCAUAUGCGAUUAUGAAGUAACUGGGAAAGGAUCCAACUACGAUUGCAUGUCAGAUGAAUCCUACACAUUUUCGACGAAAGAGGUCAAUGGAACUAUCUGGACAGUCCUAUCAACCCUUGACCUCGGAACAUGGGUCAACCAAGGUCUUCGGUACGGGUCAUCGACCGAUGCCAGUAAUACAAUCAGCACAGAAGCAAUUGUCCAUCUGACAGAUAGUACGGAGAUCGAGGAUUAUUCGACCUACUGGUUUGGUGUGGCCGUAUCUGUUAAUAACGAGAUGAUAUACUCUAAUCAGUAUGGUAUCCACGCUCAACCAAUCAGCUCACCUGAUAUGACCACCGAACCAACCAUCGAUUUUUAUCCCAUCGAUGGCAACCAAUUGGUUGUCGGAGCCUGUGUUGGUUUCGUAGUGACCAUCGAUCUCCAAGAAGAAGUGACGUCACGACUGAUUGUUGACCUCUCAUUACCUGUGACCUCGAACUCAGAAACCCAAAUGAGAGUAUGUAGUGCGCAGGUAGUUUCAGCGGGUUAUAAUAUCCCAUGUGCCUCCAAAGUCGUUCCAACAUACGUUGAGCUGGAUGGAGAGAACAGGGACUAUGUUCGAUUGGACUUUGGUAGAGUGACAAACAUAGGCAGACGAUCAGAGGCUGGAGAUAAUGAACUCAAGGUUCAUAUUAGUGCUCAACUACUCUUUGAUGCACCCGAUGCUUCAAAUGGAACAGAGUUAACGAUUACGGCUGGUGUCCGGUAUGAGAUGGAACAGAAUGAUCUAGUUUGGAUGGUCCAGUAUCCUCUACUUGCUGUAGAUCAACGAUUAGCCGAUUAUACUUCAGCUGCCAAGCACCCAAGCUUCACACUAACCAACCGUGCUGACGAUGACUACCUCUACCCGAAGUCGGCUGUUUCUUUCGAGAUCGAGAUCGAGAUCCCAGCUGAGACAACCCAUCCUGAUCUAAUCGUGAUCAUCAAGGCUCCCAAGGAUGACAGAGAUAUGAAGAAACCAUUCAUGAGCAUCUGCCGGGUCGAAGUCCUGACCGUCAGUGACUUGUUUCCAUGUUAUAAUGCCAACAGAACGAUCUUCACACAUGAGAGUUCAUCAAAUAAUUCAGCGGCAAUUGACAAAACCACUGUGAACCUUGGGGUAAUCAGCAACACUUAUCUUGAAGAGAUGAUGACAGCAAACCCUGACAGUAAGGCCACAGUCACUCUAGGUGUCUUCAUGCAUUGGGAAGAUCAUGAAUAUCAUGAAGAUGAUGCUACACUUCCGGUUACAGUCAUGGCGGAAUGGGGUCAUGAAGGGUCAUGGUCUGACACCAUCGACUACGUCACCGAACUCAACACCGAUCCUGCUCUUGAAAGUUCGGAUGAGAGCCCUCAGUUUCAGAUGACCCUGGAUGCUGGUAGAUCUCGUCAUUUGAAGGCUGGUUCUACUGCUGUCUAUACCCUAGUCAUGUAUACUCCAGUCAACACAGUCACUACAUACGCCCUUGAUGUUACAGCACCCAACGAUACACUAUCUGUCUGUCGUGCUCAUUUCCGUUAUGGUGGUGAUAACAUACCAUGCUUUGAUGAGCGAGAUGAGAUGUUAAUGUCUUAUGAGGAAGAUGGACAUCGAGAUCGAGCUUUCCUUGACCUGGGUCCAGUCAGAAAUACAGGUAUCACCACCUCUAAUCAGGCGGAUAAUCGGAUCGUGGGUCAAGUAGUUGUCAAAAUGGAGGAAGCUGCUCUUCCACCGGAUAACCUCACUUUGCCGGAUCCUCAAGGGUUUGGUGUAACAGUUCAAGUCGGAGAGACGGAUAGUUGGAGCUUUGCAGAUACACUUACAGUGGAUACGAAUGAGACUAUUCCAAAUAAUCUGAAUCCUCUUCCUGAUGCCACGUUGACAAAGCUUCACGCUGCUGAAUCUCGUGUCACUAUCGGUGGAGUUGUUGAAUUCAAUCUGGAUAUCUUCAUUCCACCCGAGUCUAUUGCCCACUAUGAAAUCGAAUUCCAAAGCGACAUUGAUGAACCUUACAAGACGACGAUCUGCGAGGCAAGGAUCAUCGCAACAGGAUGGAAUAUUCCUUGUGUGAAUGGAUCAUUCAUCGAAACUAUCUACAACUCUUCAACUGAUAAUCAGCAUAUCGAUAUAGCCUAUCUAGAUGUUGGGGUGAUCACCAAUAUGAGGAUGAAGAGCGAAGGACUUCCGGUCAAAUACGACAAAAAUAUGGUUCGAGUUCAGCUUCUGACUCGUCUAGAACUGAAUGAUACGAUUGUAGAAGGAGACGAAUUCUGGUUGGGUGGAGCUGUCAAGAUAGAUGAAUUCAAUGAGAUCAUUCUUCAGUCAGGAUUCAAUGCUACAGAAGAACCUCUCUAUCCGGAGACGUACACUGAGCCAACGUUCCACGUGAAGCGACCUCAAGGCAAUCUAAGUCUGACAAUCGGUGAAAAGGCCCGUUACUAUCUCAACAUAUCUACCACUGUCACCACGACACCGAUGGCUAUCAACCUAUCUCUACCAAUCGCUGGUGAUGAAGCCUUUUUAACCAUCACGGAUAUACAGCUUGAACAUGUAGGAAAGAACUUUGGAUGUUUCCAGCUCUGGGACGAAGAGUUUAUACCGACAACGGUGUCGUCGUUGGGUUCAUCACAAAACGAUACCGCGCUCAUUGACUUCGGUGUCAUAUCUAAUCACGGCACAUCACACAAGUACCAAUACUUGCCAUCUAAUCUAGGUGAUGACGAUAUCAUAGUCUCUUUUGAGAUCCAGCUCGCUGAUCAUUACCAGCUAGUCAACCAAACACUUCUUGAUUUUACCAUCACGUUUCUAUAUAGUCUGGACAGGGAAGUUACUUUCACUGAGACAGUAGAAGCUCUUAUGAUGCCUUGGGACCUACCUAUUAUUGAUAUUAAUAUGACAAUAGAAGAUUAUUACAUCAGGGAUGUACACCAAGGUGACGUGGUUCAAGGACGUAUCUCCUUGAAGCACAACGAAAGAUCAUCAUCACAUGCUCAUGCUGUCAUGAUAAACCUGAUGACACCUCAUUUUAUCGGUGUUGAUCCCCUGAUCGAGAUCGAAGGACCUUCUUUAUGUACCGAAACCAGUGAUGAGGGGAUCAAAUUCCACUUCUCUGAGAUGUUUUUCACUGAUAUCUUCACCAUGUGGUUCAAUAUCACAAUCGAUGAGGAUCGCUACAUGCCAAUUGAAAUGGAUGUCAUCAAUACAACUGUACCACUUGAAGUUGUCUAUUACAAGACAGGUGGAUUAGAUGAUAAUGAUUACGUCAUUCUUGGCGAUGUAUUCAGUACGGAACUAGAGCUUCUUGAUUUGACAUACACGAUCGAAGCUUGUGCUGAAAGACUGGAUUACGCUAUGAGUAGAGAAUGUCAGUUUACAGCUAGUUCAACACUGAAUGAUUCACACGCCCCUCAUACAGCAACUAUUAAUUCAAUGACAGGAUGGGCUCCUGGUUCAAGAUACAUGCUACCAUACCUUGGCAAUGACUACCUACAGGUGAAGUAUCCGUCUCUGAUGCGAUUCAGUGGUAUCAAGAUGCAACAAGGACCUAAUGGAACUCACUAUGUUGAUUCAUUUCAAAUCAGCUAUAGUGAAGAAGAUGUAGUCUGGUUUGAUUAUGAGCAAGAUGGAGCAGUUAUGACGUUUCAAAAUUAUGACUACCACGCGUUUGUCCCGGAAGUAAAUGUGACCGAAGAUCCGUGGGUCAUCCACCUCUUUGCCAAUCCGUUCAAUGCCCGGUUCUUCCGAAUCCGACCACAGACACACAAGAAUGAUACCAACUAUCCGAUCUUACGUUUUGAAUUGUAUGGGUGUCUUAGGGAAAUUGAAAGUGGUGGAGCAGACGUGUGCGCUGUCGAGCAUGAAAAAGAUUUCGGAUACUUUGAACGAGGAUUCCUUGUUGAUCCGAUAACAUGGACGGUCUACGUAUGUCUUCUGGAAUACAUCGACGGUCCAACACGAUGUUCAUAUUCAAAAGACAAUGGCACAAUUUGGGAAGCCAUCGACAACAGCGUAGCUAACGUGAUUGGUAUCCAUAACGAAACGAGUGAGCUUUACGGGAUCUCACAGAACAAAGAAUCUAUGGUUAUCAGUACCGAUCUAGGUGAUAAGUUCUACAGCACCAACCCCGACUAUUACUAUGGUCUUCUAGCCGAGCCAGGGCGCAUCAUCCAGACUAUGAAGAUACCAUGGGAUGACAUUGAAGAUGAACCGGACAAUGAUGACUGGGAAUAUAGUAUGAUGACGUUACCUGAGCCUCUGAGUAAUACGACUACAGCUAGUAUAUCAAUGGAAUGGGCAGGUGCAAAAGCUGGACUUUAUUUCCGUGAGAUAUUCUUCGAUGGAAUGAACUCUACAACAGUGUCAAACUGGACGUUGAUUGGCGAUUGGGGGUAUCCGUAAUAUUGGUUGCCAACCAACGGUAUGCCAAUAUCGUUUUGGUUUCUGUGCAUUGCUCUCUCGAGUAUAGUAUUUUUAAGGGAUUGACAGUCACUAAGUUCUGGAUGAGAUUUGCCUCGGAAAUCAGUCCGUUGGGGCGGAGCUCCACUCUGGGUCUGAAAUGACCUGGGAAAAAUACCUCAUCUCUUGGUCAGAUCAUACCCGCUCUGAAACGAUGCAUUGCCCAAACAGACUUAUAUCCGGGUCAAAUCUGACCCGGUUCAAACAGACUGAUAUCCGGGUCAAAUCUGACCCGGCCCAAACAGACUGAUAUCGAGGUCAAAGCUGACCCGGUCCAAACAGACUUAUCCGGAUCAAAUCAGACGUGGGAUUUCAAAAAUAUUUGUCAGGAAGCUUGUUUGAUAAUUCCUAGCUAAAAAGUUAAGCCUUCAUCAUGAAAUUUAAUGUAAUCAGUUGAAUAAUGUUGAAUGAAAUAUAUGUUUAAGAUUUUAAAAAAUAGAUUGGUAAACCCAAGAAAAAUAUAUAAAAAGGAAUACAGCACGCCAGAUACGAAUUUUUUUUCCGAAUUAUUCAUAGGUGUUUUGUUCAUAUUUUUUCAAUAAUUUUUUUUUGGAUGAAUUAUAGUGUUUCUACAGGAAAAUUUCAUGUUAAUAAGUAAAUUUUGUUUAACUGUCUUUAGUAUACAAAUGAUUUAUAAAUAUUAUAUUUCUAUUUAAUACGUGCCAAUUGUAUAAAUGUAUAAUUAUUGUACUUAAUGUAUAAUUGUUUGUAAGCGCAGUUUUCAAUGCCAUAUAGAUCAUGUAUAUCGUAGACACAGACUAAUGAAUGCAAAAAUGGUAAUUAACGUGGUUAAUGACAAAAGACUAGAAAUAACAUUUCUUUAGUAUUUCUAUUUGCUGUAAUUUUUAUCAUAUUCUCAUAAUAUCAAUGAUUUAUUAUUUUCUUGUCCUUGAACAGUACAGUGAUAAUUAUUCCUGUUGCUAUCACCCUCAACCAAAUCUACCGAUAUCAUAACUAUUAUUUCGAGGAUAUUCCAUCGAUCAACUUUGAGUUGGUUUUGUUGACCUUAGAAUAAAGAUCAUGCACCCUUGUUCAAUAAUUGUUUUCACGACCUAUGUACUUGACAGGGGCCGCGGAAGCGAGGGGGGGGGCUGAAGCCCCCCCCCCCUCCCACUUUUUUCCAAAACCAUGUACAAAAACGUAAAAAUGACCAUACGAUUGUGAUUUUUUGCAUGGUCAGCCCCCCCCCCCCACUUUAAAAACCGUUCCGCGGCCCCUGCUUGAUAGUAUGUGAUUGAAUUUAAUUUCGUUGUAUAUAUACGUAAUUUAUAUCAUAAAUUAGAAUAUGACGAAGGGAAUAAAUCCUCAAUUGAAAACAA